Molecule: messenger RNA, 2427 nt
Organism: Penaeus indicus
Lineage: Eukaryota; Metazoa; Arthropoda; Malacostraca; Decapoda; Penaeidae
Exons: 3
Coding region: 1-2427 (808 amino acids)
Biological process (GO): DNA integration
Molecular function (GO): zinc ion binding; nucleic acid binding
Source: RefSeq, a predicted model, not a curated record
AUGGCUCCGUUUAAUAUAAAUGAUUUCAUAUCUGAACCUUCUCUUGAUUUAUUGGUGAAUACUACUCUUAAAAAAGACGAUUGGAAGGCACUUGCUGGUCAUUAUGAAAUUGAAAUUAGAGCUUGCAUGACGAAAGCAGUGAUUAAAAGUAUUGUUAUUGAAAGUCUAGUAAAUUCAGACAUUCUUCCCAUGUCAGCGUUGUCUUUAUGUGAUAAAGUACCCCGUGAAGAAAAUAGUAAUGUUUCUGAACUAAUUGAAUUACGAAAGCUAGAGCUUAGAAAAUUAGAAUUAGAGCUUCAGAUUGGGGAAAGAGCUGGCUUUAGUCAACAAAAACCGCGCUUUGAUAUUAGCAAACACGCAAAAUUAAUUCCUCUCUUUGAUGAACAAGACCCCGAGGAAUUUUUCUUACAAUUUGAAAAGAUUGCAGAAAGCUUAGACUGGCCUGAAGAGAGCUGGACUGUGAUGAUCCAAACAGCUUUUACUGGACAAGCUAAGAGAGUGUUCACUAAUUUACCAAAAGAAAUAUGUAAAGAUUAUGAUGCUGUGAAAGAUAUAAUUCUUCAAGCUUAUGAUUUAGUCCCAGAAGCUUACAGACAGAAGUUUCGAAACCUAAGAAAAUUGGAGUUACAGACUUACGUAGAAUAUGCUGUUGAGAAAGAGAGGCUGUUACAACGCUGGUUGAGAUCUAGAAAUGUUCAGACAUUCACUGAUUUAAAAGAGUUGAUAUUAUUAGAGGAGUUUAAGCGUUCUGUCAAUGUUGAUAUAAAAUUGUAUUUAGAUGAACGAGAAGUGACCACUUUAAGUAAAGCAGCAAUACUUGCUGACAAUUUUUCAUUAACUCAUAGUAGACGCAAAACUCAGAGUUAUCUUUGUGCUGGAAGGAAGUCAGGUGGUAGUGAAGAGUCAGGUGAUCAGGGUGCUAGGCCUAGUAAAAUUGUAAAAUCUGCUCAAGGGAAAAAUAAAAUAGGAGUAGACAAGAUUGAUUCUUUAGUAACUUGUUUCUAUUGCAAACAACGUGGCCAUGUAAUCGCUGUGUGCCCUAAAUUAGCUGCUAAAAAUGUCGCUAAGGGAGCGACUUCGCUUACUGUUGAUUUAGUGGAAGAGACUGAUGUUAAUACUUCCCAUGAUGUUAAGUCUGACAUUUUUGAGCCGUUUAUUUUCACGGGAUUGGUUGCAAGUGACAUGUCCUCAGAUAAGAGUUACCCUGUUCGAAUUUUAAGGGAUACCGCUUCUUCCCAGAGUGUAUUAGUUAAGGCUUCUAUGCCUUUCGUGGAGAAUUCAUACACUGGGGAAUUCGUAGUCAUUCGGGGUUUUGGAGGGACCGUCAUUCUCCCGUUAGCGCGGAUAUUUUUGCGAUCAGACUUAGUUGAUAGAUACAUCACAGUUGGAGUUCACGACUUUCCUCUUCCUGUGAGCGAAGCAACUUUGUUGCUAGGGAAUGACGUAGCUGGCGAAUGCGUUGUACCUGACCCGAUUGUACGCCCUGUACCGUCCGGAGUGAACCCCACAGAAUCCCUCGAGAAUGAGUAUCCGUAUCUCUUUCCCUCUUGUGCAGUGACGCGAAGCAUGUCUAAAGGCACUGAUGAGGAACCCUGUCCGACUAAUGUAUCUAAUUUUGAUAAUUUGACAAUUAGUUCCUUAUUUAAUGAAGAAGAGGGUAAUGAGGAAAAACUUGAUUCUGUGAAAGAGGUUAGUAUUAGGAGUUUACCAAUAACUCGUGACAUGCUCAUCGAUGCACAACGUAAGGAUAAAGAGUUAUGCAAAUAUUUUAGUCUUGUUGACGAUUCACAGCCACUCGAUAGUAUGUACUACUUAAAUUCUGGUGUAUUAAUGCGGAAGUAUAGACCUGUUGAUGUUCCGGCAACAGACACCUUUACAGAGAUUCAUCAAGUAGUUGUUCCUUUUCCUUAUAGACAGGAUGUUAUAAGUCUUGCUCAUGAUAUUAAUGGAGGUCACUUGGGAGUUUCCAAAACCUACUUUAAAAUUCUCAAACACUUUUACUGGCCAAAAAUGAAGAAGGAUGUGUCAUCAUAUUGUAAGACUUGUCAUUAUUGCCAGGUUGCAGGGAAACCUAACGAAGUAAUUCCCCCUGCCCCGCUUCACCCCAUUCCGGUAGUUGCUCAACCUUUUAACCAUAUCUUAAUUGACUGUGUCGGACCAUUACCGAAAACCAAAUGCGGUAAUCAGUACUUACUGACGAUCAUGUGUGCUACAACCCGUUACCCAGAGGCUAUUCCCCUUCGAAAUCUGACCGCAAAAAGUGUGGUAAAAGCUCUGACUAAAUUUUUUACUCAGUUUGGGAUCCCGAAUAAAGUACAGUCUGAUCAAGCCUCACCUGUAUUCCAAGAGAAAGCUUCGUCGCGCGACUCGCAAGGGGACUUUGAGUCGCUCGCUCAAAGAAUCCUGGCAAAGCAUGGAUACCUCUGA